CCAUACACAGACACACACACUCGCACACGCACACCGAGUCACUCCCCCUCGCACACCCUCGCCCCCGGGCCUCCUCCCGGCCGCUAGGCUAGCGAUCCUCCGCCUCUCUCCAUUCGCCAGCGGCUACGGCAGCGCCCAGCUCUCCGGCCUGUGGCCGGGGCAGCUCGCCCUGCCCGGACCCGCCGGGCACCAAGAAGCCCGCCCGCGGUCUUCUUCUCCAGAUCAUCCCCCCCCACCCACCCACGGCUCCGGCUCCCCGCUUUGCCUCCUCCUCCUGGCCCCGCCCCGCGCCCCCGCCGCCUCCCCCCCAGGGAGAGGGACCUAUCCAUCCAGCCGGUGGCCCGCUGGUCUCGGCUUCCCGCGACGCUGGGAUUGGCGGGGGCAGCGAGCGAAGGAGCAAGCGAGGCGGGCAGCCGAGGAGGGAGGGAGGGAGGGAAGGAAGGAAGGAAGGAAAGAAGGAGGAAGGGGGGCGCGCUGCCGAGCCCCGGGCGGAGAGGCGGCGGGGGAGGAGGAGGGACAGAGUGCCUGGCGGACGCAAGGAGAGAGAGAGCGAGCGAGCGAGCGAGCGGACUUCACCUCACCGAGGAGCACCGCGAACCUCUGUUCCACGCUCCCGGCGCCGAGCUGCUGGGGCUCCCUCCGCCUGGGCCAGACCCCGGCUCUGGGCUCCGGGCUGCAGCUUCCCCGGGAGCCCUGGGCGCGGGAGGGGCCGGGGGCUUUCUGCGCCCAAGGGGUUGCUGAGCUAACUCCAAGCUGGUGUGUGACUUUUCCAAGACACGGUAACUUGUCCUGAGAGCUGGCUUCACCAUGGCUGCUGGAGUCGCAGCUUGGCUGCCCUUUGCCAGGGCAGCAGCCAUUGGCUGGAUGCCUGUGGCCAACUGCCCCAUGCCCCUGGCCCCAGCUGACAAAAAUAAGAGGCAAGAUGAACUGAUCAUCCUCAAUGUGAGUGGGCGCAGAUUCCAGACAUGGCGGACCACCCUGGAGCGCUAUCCUGACACCUUACUUGGCAGCACAGAGAAAGAAUUCUUUUUCAAUGAGGACACCAAGGAGUAUUUCUUUGACCGAGACCCAGAGGUAUUCCGCUGCGUCCUCAACUUCUACCGCACAGGAAAGCUGCACUACCCCCGGUACGAGUGCAUCUCUGCUUAUGAUGACGAGCUGGCUUUCUAUGGCAUCCUUCCAGAGAUCAUUGGGGACUGUUGUUAUGAAGAGUACAAGGAUCGCAAGCGGGAGAAUGCAGAACGGCUGAUGGAUGACAAUGACUCUGAGAACAACCAGGAAUCUCUGCCGUCACUCAGUUUCCGUCAGACCAUGUGGAGGGCCUUUGAGAAUCCGCACACAAGCACGCUGGCCUUGGUCUUCUACUACGUCACGGGUUUCUUCAUUGCCGUUUCUGUCAUCACUAAUGUAGUAGAGACAGUGCCCUGUGGCACGGUGCCUGGGAACAAGGAGCUGCCAUGUGGGGAGCGUUAUGCGGUGGCCUUCUUCUGCCUGGACACGGCCUGUGUCAUGAUCUUUACUGUUGAGUACCUGCUACGGCUGUUUGCGGCACCGAGCCGCUACCGCUUUAUCCGGAGUGUGAUGAGCAUCAUUGAUGUGGUGGCCAUCAUGCCAUACUACAUUGGCCUGGUGAUGACCAACAAUGAGGAUGUAUCCGGUGCCUUUGUCACGCUCCGGGUGUUCAGAGUCUUCAGAAUUUUCAAGUUCUCCCGGCAUUCCCAGGGCUUACGAAUCCUGGGUUACACGCUUAAAAGUUGUGCGUCAGAGCUGGGCUUCCUUCUCUUUUCUCUCACCAUGGCUAUCAUUAUCUUUGCCACUGUGAUGUUUUACGCCGAGAAGGGCUCUUCUGCCAGCAAAUUCACAAGCAUCCCGGCUUCCUUUUGGUAUACCAUUGUCACCAUGACAACAUUGGGAUAUGGAGACAUGGUGCCCAAGACCAUCGCAGGGAAGAUCUUCGGUUCCAUCUGCUCUCUGAGUGGCGUCUUGGUCAUCGCCUUGCCCGUUCCUGUCAUUGUCUCCAACUUCAGUCGGAUUUACCACCAGAAUCAGAGAGCUGACAAGCGACGAGCACAGAAGAAAGCCCGCCUUGCCAGGAUCCGUGUGGCCAAGACUGGGAGUUCCAAUGCCUACCUGCACAGCAAGAGGAAUGGUCUUCUCAAUGAAGCCCUGGAGCUGACAGGUUCCCCAGAGGAUGAGCACCUGACCAAGACCACAUCACUCAUUGAGAGCCAACAUCACCACCUGCUGCACUGCUUGGAGAAAACUACUGGGUUGUCCUAUCUUGUGGAUGAUCCCCUGUUAUCUGUACGAACUUCCACCAUCAAGAACCACGAGUUUAUCGAUGAGCAAAUGUUUGAGCAGAACUGCAUGGAGAGCUCGAUGCAGAAUUACCCAUCCACAAGAAGCCCUUCGCUCUCCAGCCACCCGGGCCUAACUACGUCCUGCUGCUCCCGUCGAAGCAAGAAGACCACCCACCUGCCCAACUCCAACCUGCCAGCCACCCGCCUGAGGAGCAUGCAAGAGCUCAGCACCAUUCACAUCCAGGGGAGUGAACAGCCCUCACUCACGACCAGUCGUUCCAGCCUUAAUUUGAAAGCAGAUGAUGGACUGAGACCCAACUGCAAAGGAUCCCAGAUCACUACAGCCAUCAUCAGCAUCCCCACUCCCCCAGCGCUGACCCCAGAGGGGGAGAGCCGACCGCCACCAUCUAGCCCCGGCUCCACCACGAACAUUCCCCCCAUAGGCAGCAACAUCGUCAAGGUCUCCGCCUUGUAAAGCCACUGAGGGAAGGGCUGAUGGAAGGGCUGGUAGGAGGGAUGGGGAGGUGAAGGGAGCCUGUGGGGCCAGGCUGUUCCCUUCUCCUUCCCCUGCCACUCCUGCCUGUCCAGGUUGUACCCCUCGCACUGAAACUGUGCCUGCAAGCAGAAGGAGACACUACUGCAACCGCUCCCGGAGGGGACAGAGCCCUGGGCACCACUCCCCAACUCUGGAGACACACAGAGGCAGGGUGGAGAGGCAGGGGAUGGGGAAUUGGGGAGGGGCCGUGCGCCAGGCCGAGGCCUGGCGGGGCAUGAUGGGGAAGAGCCUCAGAUCAAACUAAUGAUUGUUUCUGGAGACUCCAGCAAGGAAAAUCUAAGAACAAGAGAGCAGCACAGAGGCCGAGAGAUCACACGCAAAACAGGAAGGAAAUAUUAACACUGUGUAUUUAAGCACCUUUUUCAAGGCUUUUAAUGGAUAAUAUUUAUUCAUGGGACAUGACUGAAAAAAAAAAAAAAAGGUGGAAAACAAAGCAGAAAAACAACAGAUUUUUGUGAAAUGUUUUUCUCCAUGGACCCAAUACCUUUAACUAAACCAAAACAAUGCAUUUUAUGAGUUUUUUUUUCCUCCUUUUAUAACAAAAGGCUUUAUGCCAAGAUGUCAGUUGUUACUGAGUUUUCUCUCCUUUCCCCACCCAAGGUGGGUGAAACUGGGCCACUGAGCCUCCCGAAGCCUGAGUGACCCACACAGUAGCCAUGUGACCACACUGCAGCGCUUGCUCUCUCCAAGUCUUAUAUCUUUGUCUCCUUGUCUCUUUGUACCUGGUCACUGCCGCUCCCUUUGUCUCUGUUCAGCUGUCUCUUUCUAUGGCUCUCAGUGCGAAUGGCUACCUUGGUCACUGCAGUACAACUGUAUGUGGUAAAAAUCCACCGCUAGUUAAUGGGAAAUUGUGCUUUAAAAAAACAAAAAGCAGAAUGAGGGAGAAAGCCAAGAAGAGACAAGAUGGCACUUCCUAAUCAUCUGCCCCACUGGUACUUCUGAAGUUUUGGUUGCAACCAAACUCAUUAGCCUAGGAUCUUGAAAAAGGAAAAAAAUCAUAUAGAGAAUCUUGUAUCCUGAUGAAUAGGAAAUAACAAAAAAUGGAAGAGACUCCAUGGAAGACAACUACUCUCCUGUUGUUCUGUUGGUACUGACCAUGCAGUCUGUCCAGCCCAGAGCCGGGAGCCUCUGGGAAGCUUCCCCUAGACCAUAUGUGAUGUGGUCAAGGGCCUAAGAUACAGCCAACUGGUUUUCGCAUCAGAGAACCUGACUUAAUAAGCUGAGCAAGGUUGGUCAUGUGUAUUCAGGAAUGUUUUAUUUUAGGGUGUGGAAAUCUGGAUGGCCCUUAGCUGGUCUGUCCAGUACCAAAGAGAACAGGUAAAGGGCACAUGUCCCUCUGAGCAAGCAUAUAAAUUUGGCUUUUCCUUGGAAAGCUGGACACCACUUUUAUGAAAGGGGAUAUCCCCCUGUCUUUUUCUAUCAGUUUCAGCAGAAAAGAGUCGAUCAGCUAACCUACAAUUUGAUUUUUCUCCAAGUUUUGGGCUCGAUAAGCUCACCCCUCCUAUUUCCUGGACUCCCUACCUCAUGACCACUAAUUCAGCUUGGUCUAUGAAGGAUUAAGAUGGUCAUGUUAUCUCCUCGAUCCCUUGGAGUUUCUCAGCAGUUCCUCCAAACCUACUGUCCAGCUAAGUGUUUAAUCACUCUUGCAGUUCUCCUGCCUCAGCCCUCUGUAGAUGAUUUCUUUGGUCAAGAACCUAAUUUUACCCUUAUUAGGUCUCCCCAUGACCCUGGCCCUAUAUACUUUUAAAAGGGGUUUCCCAGUUAGUUCCUAAUCACAGGAAAUGAAGAGCUUCAGAUAGGGCAAAGGAGAGGGAGCCUUUCCAAGCUCAUCUCAUUACGUACUCAUAGUGCUCCCAAACUGGUCCUGGCCUCAGGAACCCCAACAUGGAAAGAUGUUCCUGCCUUCUGAGCUUAGUGUCUUGGUGGGAAACAAAACAUUACUGCGUAGUCAUGGACCAUGGGUGUAUAUAUACAUCAGGGUAGCCAUGCAAACCUAAAUACACUGAAUUGUCAGUGCUUAAAAUUUACUAAAUAAAGGUAGUGUAUCAGUGAAGACAAGCAGAAGGGGUUGUAGAACAGGACAGUCUUCCAGAGGGCAAAUAGGAACUUAGCAUGAUUUUUAAGGGCAGAAAGGAAAUAAUUCCAAAGGUCUAGUAUCAAGUUAAAAUGGUCUGAGAGGAAAAGGUUGAAGUAAAGAUUGAUAUUGUAUAGCCCUUCCUUGCCUCGAUCAUUUUCAAGUUGUUGUAGCCAGCCUCCUGGUGAGGAUUCUCCUCGGAAGCAGCAGGCUGGUCGCCUGUGCCCAGUCUAAUACCCAGCCCACACUUGAAGCCCUCAAGCCGUUCUGGAAGAGCUUUUGAGAUCAUAGGCUUCUCUUUAUUUCGUGGGGAGGCAUCAGAAUAGUAUUUUCAUGAAGGCAAAUAAACACUGAAAAGUCAUCCUGGGUUACAAUGAA
This is a messenger RNA of Sarcophilus harrisii (Tasmanian devil), 5308 nucleotides long. It is a transcript of the gene KCND3, whose product is annotated as potassium voltage-gated channel subfamily D member 3. Gene Ontology annotation, molecular function: A-type (transient outward) potassium channel activity; protein binding. Lineage: Eukaryota; Metazoa; Chordata; Mammalia; Dasyuromorphia; Dasyuridae. The record is from RefSeq and is a predicted model, not a curated record. The transcript is spliced from 8 exons. Gene Ontology annotation, biological process: protein homooligomerization; potassium ion export across plasma membrane. The coding region runs from base 808 to 2775 and encodes 655 amino acids. Gene Ontology annotation, cellular component: membrane; neuronal cell body; voltage-gated potassium channel complex.